GGCACCACGUACAAGCGCACCCAAACCCACACACUCACAAAUAGUCUAGCCACUUGUGAAGGAGAAAGUGCCUUUCCUUGGGAGAUUUUUCCCGACAACUUCUGUUAAAUUUAAACUUCAUAGAAGGUUAUAGACAACUGAUAAUGACAAAAAUGUACAUGACUGACAAUAAGGUGAAAGAUCACAGUAAACUCAAGUAUGGUGCUAGUUACCGGUACUUUAUAAAAUAGCAUUCUUGACUGUGAACAAUGCCUGCCACGUAUCCUACACGAUGUUUCCACCAUUACUGUGUGGGUGUUCCAUGUCAGUAAACAGUCAUUCCAAACUCAGCAUUUAGUAUUGCCAAGCCAACCUGGGUAAUUAUGAAUAAACAAUGAAACCUGGCCCCCCUGCUUACACAAAUCAUCACCAGCAUCCAGCCUUUAUAAUUAUACUGAUAUUGUACAUGUAGUUGGGAGGGGCGUGGUUUAUGUGGUUUUUCAAAAGAACUUACGUCAAAAAACUCAUGUUCACUCUCCAGGGCAAACUGCCAAGUAUCAAUGAUUUUGUGGAACAUGGAAAACAACUUUUAAAGAAAAGUAAAAAAGGCUACACAAUGGAGGGGGGCUUGAGAAUCCUCCUACAUGUACGAUAACUUUGCCAAUGUCAUUGGGCUAAAACAGCAACAACACAUGAAGUCACAUUCAGCCUCCUGUUAUUGCAACAGUGUACAGCACGCAAUAUCCUGCCUGUGACAUGAUCAAGAGUGAGUCAUACACUCGACCCUUCAAAGAGUGCUGCAUGAACAUGUAUGUGCCAGUUGGACUUUUAAGUUACCAGCGUCAGUGUAAUAUCCGACUGCUUUGCUGGAAACCUCCAGCGGGUCACCUUACUUCACUUCAGCCAGACACUCAAGACACUGGUGCGUGUACUUCCAUCCUCAAUCUGCUUAUGCACAGGAUAUCUACAAACCUGAAUAUGGCAUCCAAUGUCACAGUCCAAUCCGUCCUGAGCAAGAUUAGCCAGGAUCAUCUAGAAUGUUCCAUCUGCUCCUGUUGCUUCAAGGAGCCUAAAAUGCUCGACUGCUUGCACAGUUUCUGCCUAAAAUGCCUCCAAGAGCUCAGACAACAUCAGAAAACAGGUGGCACCAAGCUAACAUGUCCUCUCUGCAGACGUGAUACCCAGCUGAAAAGAAAUGAUGUUGCUGCACUGCCUAAUAACUUCACACUGGGGGCCUUGGUGGACGAAUUCACCAUGCAAGAACAACUUCUCAAAGGUCAAGGGUCAGAGAUCAAAUGUCAGAACUGUGAGGAAGAAAAUGAAGCCAUCUCUAGAUGCAGUGACUGUAAUAAUUUCUUGUGUCUGGAGUGUAAUAAGGCACAUGGACGAAUGGCUAAGAUGAAACAUCAUGUGGUGAACACACUGGAGAAGCUACGAUCAGGUGAGAUCUCUUACAGGAGUAAACUCAGAGAGCAGGUUCCAAAAUGUGGUAAGCAUCCAGACCAGAAUGUCACCAUCUACUGCAACACAUGCGAGCAGCUUGCCUGCACAACCUGCUCUGUUCUAGACCACGCCAAGCACUCCCUCAGUGGACAAACUGAGGCCUGGGGUAGGUGCAAAUGCGAAAUUGCUGCACUAACUGCUAAAGCUGAACUGAAAAAAAGGGAAUUAGUAGCUGCAACAGAGGGAGUCAAGAACAUGAGGAAAGCACUGGAUAGGGUGUUUGCUGAAACCAAAUACAAAAUAGAUCAAAAGAUUCGUGACAGGGUGGCCAGGAUGUACGAGGAGGGUCAUGUGUUGAAGGAGAAAGCAGAGGGCAUCUACAAAGUCAGGGUCAUGACACUGGAAACAGCUCAAGCAACCAAUAGCAAAGAAGCGAGCCAUGCAGAGCAAAAGCUGGAUGAGAUGAAAGGUGUCAUAGAUCAGGCAAGCUGCCACGAGAUACUGGAUCUGAAGCCGAAACUAGUGCACAACUUCAAAGAACUGACAGCAAAGACGGCAUGCAUGGUGCCUGAAGGGUCGUCUUUCCUUGACUUUGAAGGCAAUGACAUGAUAUUUCCCAUUGGGAGGCUGGUAAGUGUUUCUGAAGAUGAUCAAAAACCAAUACUCAGUGCCCAAGCUGCAGAACUGUCAAGCCAAGGGCCUUCAAAUGAGAUGAAGAGGUGUCAAAAAAAGACGGAAAUACACAAAUUUGGAGAGAACAAGACAAAGUUUGAAAUGGCGUCUGAUGUAGCAGUUUUUUCGAACAAUGAAGUGGUCAUUCUCGAUGAAAAGCGCAAACAUUUGAUCGGUUUCUUACCCAAGACACUUCAGUCUCCUGCCGUCUCAAAGGAGCUCAAGAUUCCUGGUGUGCGUAAACCAAGGCGAGUAGCGGUGAACAAGGCCGACCUAUUGGUGGUAUUGGUCGGUCCAUUCAUCAAGACCUUCAACAGGGAAUACCAUCGCUUCAGUGACUUCAAGCCUGGUAUUUGCAGGAGGCCAAACAGCCACCCGACAUGUCUGGCAGUGGACGACAACAAUCUAAUAGCAGUUGGUUAUGAGAAGGAGGAAGAGAUUUCCCUUCACAACCUGGACGGCACCCUCAUCACGAUACUCUCGUCACCAGGAAUUGGUGACUAUUUGACAAGCCACAAGCAGCGCCUCAUCUACACCGACCAGAAGGCACACAAGUUACACUCAAUUGACUACAGUGGCAGAGAGGUAUUCACAACUGACAUAAGCACCAUUGAUAGAAAGGGCAGUGCUAGAGGAGUGUGUAAUGACAAGGAUGGAAACAUCUAUGUUGUAAUACAUUGCUUGUGUGAAUCAGAUGAAAUUCAUUAUUUCGAUCCCAAGGGCACAUACAUGGGACGUGUCAUCAAGGGAUUUAAACAUGCACGGUCUCUCGCUCUAGCGCCAAACAGUGAUCUGGUAGUGGUGGAAGAAAGUUCAGUGGCACUUUGCCGCCAUGUCUAAUGGUGAUGCAGUUAUGUCCUCACCAGCAAUCCAAAGCCUACAUGUAUCAAAAGAAGUUGCCAGCUAUCCAAAUGAAAUGUGCAUCGCACGUUAACCCGUUGUUGUAUUUUAAAGACCAUGUAGCAAAAAUACUAUCGGUAUCCGCACUGAACCUCAGCCCAGAAGCAAAGGCCUUAAGAACGGCGUAUCACAUUAAGAUUGAGGAUACUUGUACAAAAAGAGAAGAAAUAAUUCCUUCCUCUCCUUCAGAGGAGGUUGAAAACAGUCCCCAGAGUUUACAGGGGCAUCUCAAACCAGUCUCCCUUGCCUUUGUUCAAUUACAAAGGGUUGUCUUUGUUGUGGCUAUUUUGUGAACUCUGCAAUAUUGUUAGUUUUGUUGACCAAAAAGUAGUGUGCAUGUGUUUGUUGUGCAUUUACUGGGUAUAUUGCUUUUAACAUCUUGCAGUCUCCAACUAAAAAUAGAAAUUCAUUUUGUGACAAACUUUUGGAAAAUCUUAACUACGAGUCCUGAAGGUGCCCCUGAUAAGGAGGCAUUUACAGAGUAAAAACUAUUACUAACAAGUUGGAAGCACUAUACGGUACAAGUUAAAUAUGCACUUAUGAACUUGUGGUGUGCAUGUCUUUGAUUGAUGAGAAUAAGAAAUUCUCCCUUUUGGUUUGAUUUCCGCCAUACACGUAAAUCGAAUGAUUUCAUUUACAAUACUGGCAUUUCAUAAAUAAUUAUUGCGCUGUACCUCCUAUUUUGCCCCUGAAGUUUGUGACUUUGUUCAUCCAAACACUCUGUUGGACUGGCAUAUAUAUGUAUUCAUGUAUAUAAGAUUAUUCACGGCAUGACAAAUGACAUACCAGUAUCAACCCCUUGUACAAUGCGCACAAAAAGUAGAGGCAAUCAGACAGCCUCAGUUGGAGCAAAGAGCACUGGCUGUCCACUAGAUGCAAUUUCUGACAAUUACACGAGGUCUAAUUAAUCAGGAAGAAUGCAAAUCAGUACCUGCUUUUGGAAUGGCGAUUUGAAAUUCUCGUUUUGAUCUCUGACCUAAUUUUUGGCAGCUGUGGUGGUGGGUUUUAAUACCGGGGCAUUUCAGAGUACAACAAACAGUCCCCAACAAGUCCGUGGAAAAAAAUACCUUGCAGGAAUUGAAGUGUGAAUUGGGCAAAGAUGAUUCAGAUUUAUCGAGAGUAAAGUCUGACACAUACAGUUAGUGAUGUGGUUUUUCAAAAUCAGCUAGAACUUUGCAGACCAUGAGGAAACGUUCAAUGUUAACAAUAUCAGGAUGCUACUAAUCUGUGAAAUAAAGAAAGUAUUAAAUUGUAUAGAGUCAAGUCUCAUAAAUGUGAUCCGCUCUAUGAAAAAGGGUAUUAAGGGACACGGUGCUAUUUCACACUAAGAGCUUUUGUAUGUGGGCAGGGUGAUUUUUACUUCUUGGUUUAUUGGCUUCUAUUAUAUCAGUACUUUCACAAUUCACCCCCAGAAACCUAACAGUGUGGGUAUCAAGAGACUUCCUUCUUGGCUGAUUUCUUUUUCUAUUUCCUGUGUUUAAAGGGCUUUAUCUCUGAAAACAAUUGUUAAUGUGUAUGAUAUGAUUACGCAAAAAUCAGUUUAUUAGAUCUCCAGAUUGCAGAAUGCCACAGGGUUCAAAUCUGCACCAAAUUAAACCUUAGAAAGAAAGUAACCAAUUCAAAUGUGUAGGUAACUCGUUUUGAUAAAAUGUCCCAUAAUACCCAUUUUUGUGGGGGCGGUCACAAAUGAGACUUCCUUCAGAUUUUGCUGCUGGUUAAUACUUUGUUCUAACAGGAACCUUGUACCAUCAGGAAUGAAAGUAAUGAGGAAAAAAGGAUCAAGACCUAAAAAUUUGCCUGUUAUAAGCAGAAUGUUAUUCUAACAGAGCUCUUAUUAAUGAGGUCUGACUGUAGAUUUUGUUCUAUUUUGUUCUCUCCCUAAAUCCUUAAAGUUUUAAAGAUUUAGAAAUUCUGUAGCUUGGGUUUGGAAAAAUUGGAUGUUAGUGAAAAAAGGGGCUUUUAGGGUGAAUCGGUUUAUUACUAAAAAUAAUGAGAAUUAUUUGAAAUUUGGAAACCUGACUGUAACCAAAUACGGUAGAUUUCUACAUCAUUCCAAACCAUUACUUCUUUAUUGCAAUCAAUUAUAAUCUGACACAUAAACUCACUAAGGCCAAUGUAGCGUCAGAAUAUUUGGUAAUCGGACUAACACAUUUUGAUUUUACAAGGGAGCUACAAUGGGAGCAAGCAUGCCAGGGGAGGUAUAGCACCCCGUAUCCCCUAUUUCAAUUUCAACGGCAAUAUUUAUAUAUAUCCACACUUUCAGUAAGUCAGUCUGAGUUUGCAAAUAAAGUAAAUUUAAUCUUGGAAUAAUAAUAAAUACAUCAUACACGCAUUAAGUGGCAAUUUAUAGUAAAAAGGAGAGAAUCUCUGUCAAGCCUUUCAAAACUCUUGCUUCAUUUACAGAUUGCCAUUUCUUUUGUUUACGUUGCCAUGAGCAUCAGAAUUGAUGGAAUGUGCGCUAUACGAAUAGCCACUAUUAUUACAAUUGUCUCAAAAUUGUUUAAUGAUGUUAAAUCUAUACUGUGUGACACUUCCCAAUGUUUUCAAAUUUAAAAGGAAUUCCUCCACUCCAAAUUUUAAAUUUCAUUAAAACAUUCCCCGUUAGUUUACUCUCCCCCAAACAGUAUGAAAAUCAGAUCCAAAUGGUUUGUCAGUUUUUUCCUAAAGAUAUAAACAUGAGAGAUUUUGUUUAGAAAAGUUGCACGCAUGUUUGUCUUACCUUGAAUUUUUUGCG
Messenger RNA from Acanthaster planci (crown-of-thorns starfish), 5728 nucleotides. RefSeq lists its product as uncharacterized. The record is from RefSeq and is a predicted model, not a curated record. Gene Ontology annotation, molecular function: zinc ion binding. NCBI's taxonomy places the organism in Eukaryota, Metazoa, Echinodermata, Asteroidea, Valvatida, Acanthasteridae.